CGUGCGUGUGUGUGUGUUUUAAUGCGGAGGCCGUCUGGAUGAUGUGUCUGGCCGUCCCUCCCUUCCAUUGUCCCCGAUCCAGUCCUCCCCCACGAAGUUGGGGGGUGGGUGUGUGAUUUCUGUAAAUCACAACGCCCCGCAGUUGUCUGACACGGAUGCAAAGCACCAGACGGCGCAUUUUACUUUCUUCCCCAUCCUAUGGCGAAGUGGCUGGAAGUCGAAAUGGGGCUCCGAGUCGGCAGGAUCCGCAUGUAGCCAGGGCUGCAUGCGGAGGCGACGGGCUGCCUGCAACGGCGGCGGGUCCUCCUCGGACCCGGACCGACGGCUUCUGCGGCGUCCCGGCGGCCGUCUCAUGCGAAACCCGGCGGCCCAUUUGCGAAGCUCCAGCCCCGCACAGUCCAAUGGUCAUUGCCCUUGCAACGGACCCCAGCCACAGGGCAUGGAUAUAUCUGAACUGGAGCUGGUUCAGAUAAUAAUUAUCCUGCUGGCGAUGAGCGUCACGGCGGCCGUGGUCGUGUGCCUUCUCAUCCACUACCGCCUGGUGGCCCUGUCCUUCCUCGGCCGGCUCGGCCACGCUCACGAAGUCCCGACGGAGGAGGCGCGACGGGGCGCGAGCGGGUGGCACAACGCCAGGCUGAAUCGACAUGGGCCGGGCCAGCCGAUCCGCGGCCUCCAGAACCACACGGCACCGGUCUUGGCGCAGCACCGCCACCCGUGUCGCCCGCGGCCCACCUCCCCCGACGUGCCGCAGGAGACCGUCAACCUGCCCCCCAUGAUCCGCUUGCCCGACGCAGAGGAAAAGGAGCGCCGCAAGACUCCCCGCUGCUUCCGGCAACAUCCGGAGCCGAGGUGCUCCUGCAUUUGCGCCCCUCCCAACCGUAACGUCCUCACGGACAAUUACGGACACAGCCCGCUGGCAGCCAAAAGCGAGUCGGGAAGCGGCGGCGAGAGGUCCCAGAGCCCCCCGCCCUUCUACAGUGUGACUAUAGAAGACUCCUACUGUCAAAGUCCUCUCCCGAGUCCUAAAAGGUUGCAAACAAGCUGGAGCGCCAUUGAAAACACAACCUCCACUGCGGCCGUCCCUCAUAACUCCUCGGUCACCUGAGAGACUCAACCAAACGUUUUCUUUGUCAUACUUAAACGUUAUCAAAAAUGUUCUAUGCGGUGCUAAAAAAGAAAAAAAACAUCUCUUGUGUUUUUGUCUAUUUUUGUAAGCUUUUCUUUCUCGAUGCUUUUUGACUCGGUGCCCUGUCAUGACUCGCAGAAUGUACUGGGCCUCAUAAUGCUAAAGUGAGCUGAAGUUGCACAGAGGAUGCUUCUGCUUUUUUAUGAUUUUUCAAGCUGCUAAAGCUGUUUGCUUGAGUCCGAGCUGCGCAUGCUCUAUACUUUUAUCACGUUAUAGACCCAGAGGCAAUUUUCAUUUUUUUCUCAAACACUAACGGCGACAUUAAUGUCACCAUCUCAAGCACUUUUGCCUCCGAAUCGACAAAACACAGGAAGGAGGAGGACGCUUCCUCCAUAUAAGCCAUGCACAGCGAUGUACUCUUGUCGGUGCGCUUGACUUUAUCAGUGCUGACCUGAGUUCAAGCUGCAAGAAUAAAACGCUGACUUUUGAGAGAGAAAAAAUAUCCUUGUUGUUUACAUUUUCAUGUUAUUUAACAAAGAUUUUGUAUUUAUAAGGUGUAGCAGUUUACAAUAAAAAGCUGAAAGUGA
Messenger RNA from Hippocampus zosterae (dwarf seahorse), 1713 nucleotides. RefSeq names its product protein TMEPAI-like. Lineage: Eukaryota; Metazoa; Chordata; Actinopteri; Syngnathiformes; Syngnathidae. The record is from RefSeq and is a predicted model, not a curated record. Gene Ontology annotation, biological process: negative regulation of transforming growth factor beta receptor signaling pathway. The transcript is spliced from 4 exons. Gene Ontology annotation, cellular component: early endosome membrane; Golgi membrane. Bases 266 to 1105 code for a protein of 279 amino acids. Gene Ontology annotation, molecular function: R-SMAD binding.